AUGGCCAUCGAUUUCCAGUCAGUCAUCCCGAUCCUCCGCAUCUUUGAUAUCCCUAAGGCAGAUGAAUUCUACCUCAACUACCUCGGCUUCAAGGUUGACUGGGAUCAUCGAUUCGAUGAAAAUGCACCGCUAUAUCGGCAGAUUGCUAGGGGGAACCUAAUCCUUCAUCUAAGUGAGCAUCACGGGGAUGGCAGCCCGGGUGUUCAGGUCCGCAUAAUGAUGACAGGAGUCGCGGAGUUUCAUUGCGAGCUAACCGCCAAAAACUAUCGAUACAUGAGGCCAGGUAUUGAAGAGGGUCCGGCGGCGGGAUCGCAAGAGAUGAGCAUUAUCGAUCCGUUUGGAAACCAGAUCAGGUUCUGCCAGGUCGAUGAUCAGAAAGCUAAAACCUAG
Messenger RNA from Penicillium cataractarum, 390 nucleotides. RefSeq lists its product as uncharacterized. Bases 1 to 390 code for a protein of 129 amino acids. The record is from RefSeq and is a predicted model, not a curated record. The transcript has a single exon. Gene Ontology annotation, biological process: response to antibiotic. Lineage: Eukaryota; Fungi; Ascomycota; Eurotiomycetes; Eurotiales; Aspergillaceae.